Molecule: messenger RNA, 1758 nt
Organism: Malus domestica (apple)
Lineage: Eukaryota; Viridiplantae; Streptophyta; Magnoliopsida; Rosales; Rosaceae
Source: RefSeq, a predicted model, not a curated record
AUGGCUGAGGUUGAACACAUCAACCCUUUCAGUCUCUUGGAUGACGGCGAUUUCAUCAGCGUCGUGGACGCGAAGGCGGAGGUUGCGUUUCUUGCGGUGGUGAAGGAGGAAAAGAGGAAGAACAAAGAGGAGGAGGAGAAGAAGAAGGCAGCGGAGAAAGCGCAAUCUGCAUCCAGUGCUGCUAGUAUUGGUUCUGAGAAGUACAAUAAUUACAGAGGCAAUGGAGGCCAGAAUUACACGAGGGUUAAUCGCGGCUAUUAUGGCCGGAGGCGGUAUUACAGAGAGGGUAACGGCGGUUAUCAAGAGAGGACUCAGAGCCAGGGAGGAGAAGAAGGACAGAUUGAGAAUGGUGGCCAAAAUCAUAGAAAGGGUAACGGAGGUUAUUAUGGUCGGAGGCGGUAUUACAAGGAUGGCAACGGCGGCUCCCAGGAGAUGAGUCAGAGCCAGGGAGGAGAGGGAGGAAAAGUUGAGAAUGCAGGCCAAAAUUAUGGUAGGGGUAACGGCGGUUACAAUGGUCAGAGGCGGUAUUUCAGAGAGGGUAACGGUGGUUAUCAACAGAGAAGUCAGAGUCAGGGUGGAGGAGUGGCGGUUAAUGAUGGAAGGCAACACUAUGGAAGGAGAAACGGUGGUUAUUAUGGUGGUAAAAGGCAGUAUUACAGAGCGGUUAACGGAGGCCAACAGGGAAGUAAUCAGAGUGAGAAUGUGGAAGUUGAUGAAGCUAAUGUGCUUGGUAAUGGUUUUGAUGGUGAGUGUUGGCAAGAUUAUCACGCUCGGCGGAACCCUAAUCAUCAUAAUCACAGCGUUGAUGAUCAGCAGAUGGUGCAGGGCGGCGGUGAUGAUCAGCAAAGGGUUCAAGGUAGGUUUGGAGGUCAGAGGCAGGGGCGAGGCAGAUGGAGAGACCAUAGUCAUCAAGAAAGGAGAGGAUACAACAAUACCGAAAACAACCAGGGUAACAACAAUGGUGAGGGGUUGGAAAAGGAGAAGGAGAAACAGCAACAAGAAGAGGGCAGUGAGGAGCAGGGGAAUAAUUCUGAAUUGCAUGGUAUAGGGGCCAAUGGAAGUGUCAGCAGAAAGAUCUCUGACAAGAAGGAAAAGAAGCCGAAUAUCAAUGGAAGUCUUCGGAAAAAGAUGAAGAAGAACAAGGAUAAGAUCCAAGGCGAAAACACGGCUGCUGCUCCUGCAAGUGUUCAAGAGGAUAAAAAGAUUACCAAGGAGUACACUCUGAAAGAGUAUGAGGAGAAGGCUCUUGGUGCCAAGAAGAAGGAUUCGGAGGCUGCGAACAAAAGCGUCGAUGGGGAUUUUGAGAGGACUGAAGCUCUUGUUAAGGAGUUUGAUUCAAUGCAAGUUAUUGGGAAGAAGAAAUUGGAGGAGAAAAUGUCUGUGCCCGAGGGCCAAGAAAAGUCUGCAGAAGUUAAGAAGAGGAAAGAUGGUGCUUCCAUGAGAAAGAUCAAGACGCAGACUUUUAAUAUCAAUGAGUUCUGCAGACCAAAGAAGGGUGAUAAACUUGAAGGGAAUGAUUCACUGAAGAAUGGUAGAACUGAAGGACAGCGUGCUCAGCGGGAUGGAAGAUUUGAAGAGCAUCGUGAGCAGCGGGAUGGUAGAUUUGAAGGGCCUCGUGGGCAGCAGGAUGGUAGAUUUAAAGGGCCUCAUCUGCUGCAGCAGGGUGGUGGAUUUGGAAACUGCUCUCAGCGGGGAGGUGGGAAAAAACCUGAUGCUUCAUUCGAAAUGAAGGAUGAUCAAUUUCCAGCCUUGGGAUAA